This is a messenger RNA of Spodoptera litura, 3149 nucleotides long. The record is from RefSeq and is a predicted model, not a curated record. Lineage: Eukaryota; Metazoa; Arthropoda; Insecta; Lepidoptera; Noctuidae.
UGCAAGUCAAAUCAAAAAUAUUCACGUCACGAACGCUGAGUUGUCAUCACGGCUCACGGGUGCUCGUUACGUCAAAUCAUGAUUUGAGUUCCUAAAUAUUUUAUCUUCUACAGUAUUUUAUAUUUAAUUUGUAUAAUAUUCAGUUUAAUAUAAUAUAACUUUUAGUAUUAUUAAAAUUAAGGUCAGUUCACAUUUUCAAUCGGAGAUAUAAAAAUUUUGGCAUUCAAAGUUCUUGAAAGUGAUAGUUGGUUAGAACUGAUUUGUACUUUGAGAAGAUCUUCGUUAGUGUGUAGUAUAGUUGCUUUAACAUCAUGGACCAGAGUGGCAUAACCCCGAACACUUCGAAUCAGCAGCUUGUUAUAAACAGUGAUAAUGAGUCGGCGACCGCGCUGCUGCAGGAGAAGCAGAGUAGAAGAAGAGAGAAUCUAAAUGAAGUAUCCUUGACCGAAUACAUGACUGUCGGAAUAUUGUGCUUCGUCAACCUUAUCAACUAUAUGGACAGAUUCACCAUUGCUGGUGUUCUGGUUGACGUCAAAAAAGAGUUCGAAAUCGGAGAUGACAAAGCUGGGUUUCUACAGACAGUGUUCGUGGUGGCGUACAUGAUCUUCGCACCAAUUUUUGGGUAUCUUGGGGACAGGUACUCGAGGCGUGUCAUCAUGUCAUUUGGAGUGGGACUAUGGAGCAUGACCACAUUAUUAGGAUCUUUCGCACACGACUUCGCACUUUUCACAUUUUUCCGUGGUUUGGUGGGUAUCGGGGAGGCUUCAUACUCAACGAUUGCACCGACCAUCAUCAGUGACCUAUUCGUCGGCAAUAUACGAUCAAAGAUGUUGGCGUUCUUCUACUUCGCUAUACCCGUUGGAAGUGGUCUCGGCUACAUCGUGGGAUCAUUAGCGGGGGCUGCGGCCGGCAACUGGCGAUGGGGUCUUCGUAUCACACCCAUUCUUGGAGCUGCUGCCUUAGUACUUAUUUACUUCUUUAUGCAAGACCCCCCUCGAGGACAUGCUGAGGACAGCCAAAUGAAACCCACCUCUUACAGCCAGGAUGUCCGAGCUCUUAUUAGAAACCCAUCUUUUAUGCUGUCGACGCUCGCGUUUACAUGCGUAGCGUUCGUGACAGGCGCGCUCGCGUGGUGGGGACCUCAGUUCAUAUUCCUGGGACUUAGCAUGCAACCUGACGUAGAUGUUAGCAUUGGCAGGGUGUCGCUAACGUUCGGCGUGAUCACGAUGGUGUCGGGGCUGCUGGGCGUGCCGCUGGGCGCGUGGCUGGGGUCGGCGCUGCGCAAGCGCUGGCCGCGCGCGCACCCCAUCAUCUGCGGCCUGGGCCUGCUCAUCUCCGCGCCCGCCAUGACCUUAGCCAUAGUUCUCACCGAGGGCUACUACAUAGCGCCGUUCGCCCUUAUGUUUUUCGGAGAAAUCGCUUUGAAUCUCAACUGGGCAAUAAUAGCCGAUAUGUUGCUGUAUGUGGUGAUACCGCCAAGACGGUCUACAGCGGAAGCUUUCCAAAUCCUGAUUUCACACAUGUUUGGCGAUGCUGGAAGUCCUUAUUUAGUCGGUGUGAUAUCGGAGAGUUUAAAAAUAUCGUUGUCACCUGUACAUGAUGAGGCGCCGACACCGUUAGUGGAGUUCAAGGCGCUGCAAUACGCGCUGUUCGUGACGUGUUUUGUUGAAGUCAUAGGAGGCAUAUUCUUCUUAUUAACUGCGAUAUACAUCGUCAGAGACAAAUUAAGAGUCGAGAGAGCUAUUGCCGUUGCUUCAAAAAUAGUGUAGAGUAGCGUGGUAGAAGCGGAAGCGCAGUCUGCCGAGCCUUCGCAUAUAUCAGCUCAAGAGGGCGUAGGAGGGGGUGAAUAAGAAAAGAGUACGCGUACGUUGGAUAAAAUUACCUCCGUGACUAAAAAGUGAGAGCAGAGUGAAGGACACUUUGGGACAGUAAUAUGUCCCAGUGAAAUAACUAUACUUAAAUCCCUCUUUGUAAUUCAACGCCUUUUCAUGUUUGAACGUCUGACGUCAUCAGCUACUUAAUGUUAUUGUUCAAACGCUAAUCGUUCAUCAACAAUAUUAUAAUCUAUCGACGAUCACUUCGCGAGUCACUUCUGGACGAGAUACUUAACGGGGAGAAUUAUAGUAAUUUUAUUGCAUAUUAUUUUAUAAGACUGAGUCGUAAGGCAUAUUGCUUAAAGUGGGUUGGUUAUGUCAUAAUGGGAAAACGACUGUGUGAUUGUAAGUAGUUAGAAACUAGGCAUCACAGUAGCAACUGUUACAUAUUUUAAUUAAAAGCCGUUAAAACUAAUAAAUUAUUGCAAGCUGUUUUCGUUCUUAAAUUUAAUGUAUAGAAUUGAUCAAUUGAAGUUCAUAUUUAAUAUAAAUUAAUUCAUUUGUAAUGCAUAUUCUGUGUCGAUUUGUAAUUACCUCAAUUGUUAUGUUAGCACAUAUUUAUUUAUGUUAAAAUAAAAUAGCACUUAGUGAUUUAUCGAAACGAAAUAAUGUCCGUAUCGAGCAGUGUUCUAGUGUGAACAUAUUCAUGCAGUUUAACAUUAAUUGUCAUUUAGAGUUCCUAAUGAAUGUUGUACGUACAAUGCAACAUUAGAACGUUGUAUCGUGACUAACCGAACUUUUUGUUACUAUCUGUUUUAUGGAUACGACAGAUUGUUCCCAAUAUAUUUAGUAUGUUUUAUAGUUUGUUCGGAAGUACGCGUCUGUAUGCAGUUGGGUGUUCUGUGGAGUAUCUUUGAUGAAGACUUAGUUACAACUACAUCUAUCGUGUAUAAAUUAAGUAAUGCAAAAACUAGUUAUUUGAUAUUUAAGGUCACAUUAGUGUUUACUGCAUCAAAGAUGCUCGCACUACAAAGAGCUUUCACCAUAACUGAUACAGGCCAGAUAGUGUUUAUGUUUUUUAUUAGGAAUUGAACGAAUCAUGUGUGUAAUUUGUAUUAAGUUAUUAAUUAUAUUUACUAUUGUUCCAAGCAUUUCUUUGUAGAAAGACAAAGUUAAACUGUAUUGAAUAUCAUAGAAGACUGAAUAAAUUUAAUUUUUGUCUAAAUUUUUUCAAAUAUAAAUAAAUAAAUAAUAAUUGCAUUAAUUGUGUUUGUACAUACUAGUGUACAUAGCAUCUCAUGGAAUUUAAAUAAAAAGAAUAUAAUUUAUUUUUGA